ACUAACCGCCAAAAGUGAAAUAACUCCAUGGUUACAGCUAUUCACAAAUGUUUACAAUAAAAAAUCAAACUUCUGUCGAUGGACUGUCUUGUUCCUUUUAAACAAAGAUUUAAAAUUUUUGCAGAACGUAUUCACCGUUGAUUAAAGUUAAAUUGUCUAACUAGUAUGGAAUCAGGUUUGGUCGAGAUAUCUAAUGAAGUUUUGUCUAGGCCCAAAGUUAAAGGAUUCAUGGCAAUUGAUAACAAAGGCUUGUGUUUACAAUCUGAAGGAAUCAAUGAAAAUCUUUCUGGAAUCUUUUCUGCCAUUGCAAAUUCGGCCAAAUUAUUAGAUACAGAAGAUGACCCAGUAGUAGAAUUGGAAACGGAUAAAGGACGUAUUCUUAUUCAAGGCAAAGGAAAUGUUGUUACAACAAUUUAUAAAACUAAAUAAACCUGAUGUUUAAAGCAUGUACAUCAAUAUUUUUCAAACAAAACUCGCUUAGCAAUCAACCAUCGAUGAGCCUCCACCUACAUGAGGUUAUCCUUUUGUUUCAUGCAUUAAAAAUAUCUAUGUUCAGAUAAUAAAAUUAGUGCUCAUUUUCA
This is a messenger RNA of Tetranychus urticae (two-spotted spider mite), 581 nucleotides long. RefSeq names its product ragulator complex protein LAMTOR5. The record is from RefSeq and is a predicted model, not a curated record. Gene Ontology annotation, biological process: cellular response to amino acid stimulus; negative regulation of apoptotic process; positive regulation of TORC1 signaling. NCBI's taxonomy places the organism in Eukaryota, Metazoa, Arthropoda, Arachnida, Trombidiformes, Tetranychidae. Gene Ontology annotation, cellular component: cytoplasm; lysosome; Ragulator complex. Gene Ontology annotation, molecular function: guanyl-nucleotide exchange factor activity.